AUGACGCUCCAGGAAAAAACUGUUGCAUCAUCUCAGACCACAAUACUUUCUACUCCCGAACUUAUAUCUCCUGCGCUUGCCAGAGACUUACAAGACUACAGGAAGACUUCCCUGAAUCUACUCAUGGGAUUUCUAGCCUUUCAGUCGGUGUCAGGAUCUCGAGGUCUUGCAGUGGCUACCCUCACGCUGAUACUAUAUACUAUCAGCCUGCACAUCACUGCUAGUGCGGGCGUCUCUCACGUAAGGCAUUUUGAAUCACUGUCCAUGCACAAGCACCUGAAACCACAGCAGCUUGGAGCAGUAAUUUUGGGAAUUUUGCAUGCAAUCCCAGCGGUUGGAAUUCUCGCCGUAACGUCAGUGGAGUUGACGUUUGCAGUAAAAUCACCAGUAAUGGCUGUUUCUAUCAUCAUAUCUUGUUUCCUCCCUACGAUGAUUGCGGUUUUUCAGUACCUCCGUAUGCGGUACAUGAGGACAAUGAUAGGUCAACUCCCGAUGACCGUCCCUGGGGACCUCCCAUCAGAAGCGGCGUGA
Molecule: messenger RNA, 531 nt
Organism: Suillus subaureus
Lineage: Eukaryota; Fungi; Basidiomycota; Agaricomycetes; Boletales; Suillaceae
Exons: 3
Coding region: 1-531 (176 amino acids)
Source: RefSeq, a predicted model, not a curated record